Messenger RNA from Myxozyma melibiosi, 4489 nucleotides. RefSeq names its product SNF2 family N-terminal domain-containing protein. Gene Ontology annotation, biological process: chromatin remodeling. Gene Ontology annotation, molecular function: ATP-dependent chromatin remodeler activity; ATP hydrolysis activity; ATP binding. The record is from RefSeq and is a predicted model, not a curated record. The transcript is spliced from 4 exons. The coding region runs from base 218 to 4348 and encodes 1376 amino acids. Gene Ontology annotation, cellular component: Swr1 complex. NCBI's taxonomy places the organism in Eukaryota, Fungi, Ascomycota, Lipomycetes, Lipomycetales, Lipomycetaceae.
CCACGACGCUCAUCACAACAUACCCGCUCGCGACCGCUCAAACCGCCCUUGACGCCGCUGAGGAGCCGUGCCGAGCUUGAAAUUCAAACAGCAGCUAGCUGACGAUUCUGCGCGUGUUUUGAUGCCGGCAACUUGCUGAUCGGGAUCCGUUUCCCUUUGUUUUUCUCGCGCGUUUCGGUCUGAUUUCAAAGCACUGCGAGUGCCGAAUCUCGACUUUAUGGCGCCGCCGAGACAUACCAGAAGCUUGCGAGCAAGCAGCUCUUCUCAGAAUGAUGCUGAUAACGCCGCCGGCGGCGACAACAGACGCGCUCUGCGCCAUCGAUCCUCACUCGAUACCAGCGUCAGCACCGCCUCCAACGCGGAUUCCACCUCUACUCCCUCUCGGCGACGAAGUAGCAGGCAUUCGACAACUCCCUUGGCCAGCAGCAGCAAAGCCAACGUAUCUGUGGACGCCAAGAAGCAAAGGGGGUCCAAGAGAUCAUCCCUAGGAGAGCCCGCGGUCGACAGCUCAGCAGCUCCAGUCAAGCGAGCGAGGGUAGGUCGACCGCCCAAGGCUGAGUCGAAGCCUCUGCGGACCUCUUCUAGAAUCAAGAAAGAAGAGACCGAGCAGGUGAAGAAGAUUGAGGACUCAGACGAGGAUGUUGAUCUGCUAGAUGAGGAUGGCAACAUAAUCGCCGUUCCAAAGAUCAGAAUCAAAUACUCCGUUCCCGAGCCAAUCGUCGGCCAGCCAGACCACGUUCCCGCGCCACCGAAAUUCGGAUUGUCUGUUGAAUCCUACCUCAACUCGUUCAAAUCAUUAGACGACGACGUCGACGACGUCACGUUCGAAAAGCGCAUCGCCGAAGAAGCUCACCUGCGUCAAAAGAUCGAAAAUGCAGUUUCAGAGGGCCUCAUCUCUGAACUAUCUGGAAUGGAAUCCAUCCCACAAAAGUCUCUAACAAAAGGCUUCGUCGCUCCAAAAGAUCAUCAUUCACAUUACGACCACCUGAUAUCUCAAGCCUUUUUCCUCUCCAAACUCGCCAGCGAUGAACGAAGGAGCCAUAUCUCGCGGGCAAAGAAAAUCGCCGGCAUGGUGCAGACUCAUUUUAAGAAACUGUCUGGUGCAGAUGAGAGAGAGCGCAAGGCUGAAGAGAAGAGAAUACGGCAACUCGCAAAGAAAACCGCCGUUGCUGUUAAGCGCAAGUGGAGACUUGCUGAGAAGGUUGUUCGGCAACGACUCGAAGCGCAAGCAAAAGAAAAGCAGCGACAGGCAGGAAAAGAGCAACUCAACACGAUUCUCAACCAAUCCACUCAACUGCUGGAAGCGCGUAAAGAUCAACUGAGUCGCGACAAACACGACAACUCUGAACUGGGUGACGCCGACGAUGAUAUGAUCUCUGUCAACUCUGCCGAUGCCAGCCAAGAUGAGGACGAGGACUCGUUUUCGGAAAUGGAUAUGUCUAGCGAUGACGAAGACGAGAGCGAGUCAGAAAAAGAAGACGAGUCAGAAGACGAAGAAUACGAAGAAAAUAAUGACGAUCAACAAACAACAUCCGCAACCCUCGCAGACCUAUACACACCCGAGGAGCUCAGUGCCGUGCAGCCUUCUGAAGAAACAAAUGCAGAAGCAGAAGCAGGCGACGAAGACACGUCGAUGCGUGACGCCGACGACAGCGAGUCGCAUAACGAGCGCGAAGUCUCUGCCUCACCGUCCGAACAACUCACUCCCCCAACACCGUCGAACGAGAUCACGUCGGCGAAAUCUACAGUACCUACACCUUUCUUGCUUCGUGGCACGCUCCGUGAAUACCAGCAGUCUGGAUUGGAGUGGCUCGCGGGGCUAUAUAACAAUGGCACCAACGGCAUUCUUGCCGAUGAGAUGGGACUAGGAAAAACGAUUCAAACAAUCUCGCUUCUUUCCUAUCUUGCGUGCGAGAAGCAAAUCUGGGGACCGCAUCUGAUUGUCGUUCCGACAUCAGUCAUGCUCAACUGGGAGAUGGAAUUCAAACGUUUCGCCCCGGGGUUCAGAAUCCUGACGUACUACGGCAACCCCGCGCAGCGCAAGGAAAAGCGGAAAGGAUGGACAAACGACGACAGCUGGGACGUAUGCAUUACAUCCUACCAGCUCGUUAUCCAUGACCAAGUCGCCUUCCGCCGGAAGCAGUGGCAGUACAUGAUCCUUGACGAGGCGCAUAAUAUCAAAAACUUCCGAUCCCAACGAUGGCAGGCGCUUCUUAAUUUCAAAGCUCAUCGUCGGUUGCUGCUGACCGGUACUCCGCUCCAGAAUAAUCUCAUGGAGCUGUGGUCGCUUCUAUACUUCCUCAUGCCGUCUUCUAAAUCGUCAGAAUCAGUGAUGACGAGCGGAUUCGCCAGUCUUGCGGAUUUCCAGGAAUGGUUCUCUCAUCCACUUGACAAGUUGAUCGAAGGCGAUUACUCCAAGAACGACGCCGAGGCACGGACGACGAUUUCAAAUCUCCACAAAAUCCUUCGGCCGUACUUGCUUCGCCGUCUGAAAGCCGACGUCGAGAAGCAGAUGCCGGCAAAGUAUGAGCAUAUUGUUUAUUGCAAGCUUUCAAAGCGGCAGAGGUAUCUCUAUGAUGACUUCAUGUCACGCGCGCAGACCCGGGAGACGCUGGCCUCGGGAAACUUCCUGAGUAUUAUUAAUUGCUUGAUGCAGCUUCGAAAAGUCUGCAACCAUCCAGAUUUGUUUGAAGUGCGACCGAUCGUGACCUCUUUUGCUAUGGAGAAAGCUGCCAUAACGAGCUAUGAGACGAUCGAGAAUCUUGUGCGCAAAAAGCUACUGAGAACAAACGCGCAGGAUUCCGUGGAUCUCGAGUUUCUGAACCUGGUUCCUGCUCAUGAUUCCUCGAUAUCGACUAUCGACUCCAGCAGUCUCCUGAAACUCUGCGCCAGCUAUGCCAUCAAGCGGGAUCUUGGUGAGCUCGAACCUGACGCAGGCAAUCUAGAGUUACCGGGAAGCUUCAGCAGCCUGGCGGAAUACAAAAAGACAAUGGCGCUUCGUCGCAAGACUGAGAAAUUCCAUCGUCUGCAGCACGAGUUGUACAUCAACGAUUUCCGCUGCCAGAAAGCGCCUAUCUACGGAAGCAAUGUUCUCCGGCUGUGCGAUAUUCGAUCUGAGAACGCGGCGCGGACGCGGUAUGAUCCUGCGAUCCAGAGGACUGUUGCUCGCCGGAUGAUUGUGCCGAUCAUCGAGCGUGCGAGUCAGAUGCGUGAUGUGAUUGAUCACUACGCGUGCGUGACGCCGAACGUGGUGGCGUUGAAUAUGCCGAAUCUGUUGUUUUCUGGGAUUCCUGAGGAUACGUUCUUAGACAUCCGUGCAAAGUGCGAGAACCCGAUGCAUCAGGCGCAGGUCAAGCUGUCGAUCGCGUUUCCGGACAAGCGGCUUUUGCAGUUUGACUGUGGCAAGCUUCAGCGUUUGGCGGUUUUGCUCCAGGAUUUAAAGUCCGGAGGCCAUCGCGCGCUGAUCUUUACGCAGAUGACGAAAGUGCUGGAUAUUCUCGAGCAGUUUCUUAAUAUUCAUGGAUACCGCUACCUGCGCCUCGACGGCGCGACGAAGAUCGAGCAGCGACAAAUCAUGACUGAGCGAUUCAACAGCGAUCCACGGAUCACCGUCUUCAUCCUCUCCACGCGAUCGGGCGGUUUAGGAAUCAACCUGACAGGAGCCGACACUGUUAUCUUCUACGACUCGGACUGGAAUCCGUCGAUGGACAAACAAUGCCAAGACCGAUGCCACCGGAUCGGCCAGACGCGAGACGUGCACAUAUACCGCCUGGUGUCGGAAUACACGAUCGAGUCCAACAUCCUCCGCAAAGCGAACCAGAAACGCAUGCUCGACGACAUUGUUAUCCAAGAAGGCGAGUUCACGACAGAUUACUUUACAAAGUUUUCCCUGAGCGACAUGAUCGGCACCGAAGCCGCCGAGGAACUUUUACCCAGCACCGUCAACGUGGCCGCGCCUCUUCUGGACGACAAGCCAGGAGGUCUUGAGAAAGCGUUGGCGAUGGCCGAGGAUGAGGAUGAUGUUGUAGCUGCCAAGAUCGCGAUGAAGGAGUCGAGGGUUGAUAACGAGGAUUUCUUGGAGCAGGAGAGUAAUUCUGCGACACGGGACUCGACUCCUGUUCGUCGCAAGGACUCUGCGUCUGUCUCCGCCGCCGCGACGCCGACCGCGAUCGCGGACGACGCAGCGGAGAAAGCAGCGACAGAGGAGCCAGAGGAGGAAGAGGAGGAGAACGACGACGACGACGAAGAAGAAGAAGGACAAGACAGUGAUGAUGAGGACGACGAUGGAUUUGGAAGCGUGGACGAUUACAUGAUCAAGUUCAUUGAAGAAGGCUGGUACUGGGACUAAUUUGUAGUUUUUUGUUAUUCUCUUUUAUUCCUCCAUGUUGGCGUUGAUGGUGUCUCAUUGUCUUGCUGUUUUCUACUUCUGUCAGGGAUUGAUUCCCUUGUAUAUAUAAAUAUUCAUAGGUUGCUAUUAUCAACUUUUAUC